AAAAAAAAAAUUAGUUACCCUGCUAAAGCAUUCUUUUGCAUCAGCUGCGUUUUCGCUUCUCUUCCUUCACCAAAGCGACAAGCCUCUUUACUGUUCAACCAAACCCUUUUUUUUUCCCUUUUUCCACCAUUACGGCUAUACAGGAAACGACUGUUGGAAAUACUAGCAUCAUGGCUGUUCGCGCGCAGUUUGAAAACUCCAACGACGUUGGCGUCUUUGCGACGUUGACCAACUCAUACGCCCUGGUGGCCCUCGGCGCCAGCGAGAACUUUUACAGCGUCUUCGAGGCCGAGCUGCAGGACAUCAUCCCCAUCGUGCGCACCACCAUUGCCGGCACGCGCAUCAUCGGCCGCCUCACGGCCGGCAACCGCAAGGGCCUGCUGGUGCCCACGACCACGUCGGACCAGGAGCUGCAGCACCUGCGCAACUCGCUGCCCGACUCGGUGCGCAUCCAGCGCAUCGAGGAGCGCCUGUCGGCCCUCGGCAACGUGAUUGCGACCAACGACCACAUCGCGCUGGUGCACCCGGACCUGGAGCGCGAGACGGAGGAGAUCAUCGCCGACGUGCUGGGCGUCGAGGUCUUCCGCCAGACCGUGGCCGACAACGUGCUGGUCGGCAGCUACAUGAGCCUGUCCAACCAGGGCGGCCUCGUGCACCCCAAGACCAGCAUCCAGGACCAGGACGAGCUGUCCAGCCUGCUGCAGGUGCCGCUCGUCGCCGGCUCCGUCAACCGCGGCAGCAACGUCGUGGGCGCCGGCAUGGUCGUCAACGACUGGAUGGCCGUCACGGGCCUCGACACCACCUCCACAGAGCUCAGCGUCAUCGAGAGCGUCUUCCGACUCGGCGAGGGCCAGGGCCCCAGCAACAUCAACACCACAAUGAAGGACACCAUGGUGGAGAGCUUCUACUGAGCGACAAAGAGGCUUUCUGUUCUGUUCUUGUUUUGUUUCAAUACAUACAUAUACUACCAUGAUGUGAUUUUUUCUUCUUCUUCCUUUUUGUUUCUGUUGAUGGUUGUUUUUCAGCUGCUUUUUGGGACUGGGCCUUUUUUAUGACUUGACUUGCUUGGAUGAUACACACAACAGGCAUGGUGUUGAUGGAAAGGGGGUGGAAAACAACCCAGCUUAUUGAGCUCUUUCUUCGUCGCUUUUUGUUUUUUUCAAGAAAGACUAUUCUUUAUAUGAGGUGGUUUUUAUGGUCUUGUGUGUAAAAGACGGAGAGGAACAGGGUGGCAGGCUGUUUCUGCUCUUGGGCAUGCAUGGGAGGCGUUUGUGCAAUCUUUUCGUUGACCUCUUUUUUUUUUUUUUCUUUUUUUCUUUUAACACCUGUGGAUUUAUUACUUCAUAGAGAGAAUGUGCUUCUCUUAUAAAUAAUGAAAAAAAGACUAUCCUGGUGUAAUAUUCUCAAAGAGUUUUGCAUGUGAAGGUAGCUGAAUAGCCCCAAUCAUAUAGAAUCAAUGCCAUUUUUUUUCUAGUAUCCAGUUUCCAUCAUCUUUGAAUGCCCCUCAUGCUUGCAAUCUCACCGCCUUCCCCUUUCAGCGACCGCAUCGGCAGCAAUUGAAUAAUUU
Molecule: messenger RNA, 1567 nt
Organism: Trichoderma atroviride IMI 206040
Lineage: Eukaryota; Fungi; Ascomycota; Sordariomycetes; Hypocreales; Hypocreaceae
Biological process (GO): cytosolic ribosome assembly; maturation of 5.8S rRNA; ribosomal subunit export from nucleus
Cellular component (GO): nucleolus; preribosome, large subunit precursor; cytosol
Molecular function (GO): ribosomal large subunit binding
Source: RefSeq, a predicted model, not a curated record